AUGAAACUCUCCAUGAUUGUCAGCUUGCUCACCCUCGCCGCUUCGGCGGUCACCGCCUCUCCCCUGGUCAAGCGACUUCCUCAAGGCUUCCACCCACCCUUUUCCACUCCCAAAUCCCUCCUCGAUGCCGGCUUGACCUGCCAGAACGGCUCCCCCUCUUCCCAAUCCAAGCCCAUCCUCCUCGUUCCCGGAACGGGUGCCACUGGCAAACAGUCCUUCGACUCCAACUGGAUCCCUCUCUCCGCCCGUCUUGGAUACAACCCGUGCUGGAUCUCUCCCCCUCCCUUUAUGCUCAACGACUCCCAAGUCAACGCAGAAUACAUUGUCAACGCGGUCAACAUCCUUUACGCCGGUAGUCGAUCCAAAAAGGUCCCCGUCCUCACUUGGUCACAGGGUGGACUUGCUGCUCAGUGGGCUCUCACCUUUUUCCCCAGCAUCCGAAGCAAGGUUGACCGCCUCAUGGCCUUCGCUCCCGACUACAAGGGUACCAUCGAAGCUGGUCUUCUCAACGCUGUCGGACUCAGCUCUCAGAGUGUCUGGCAGCAGACCGCAGGCUCAGCUUUCGUCACCGCAUUGCAGAAUGCUGGUGGUCUCAACCAGAUCGUCCCCACCACCAACCUCUACUCUGCUACCGACGAAAUCGUCCAACCCCAAAUCACCAAUUCUCCUUUGGACUCGAGCCAUCUUUUCAACGCCAAGAACAUUCAGGCUCAAUCCGUCUGCGGUCCUCUCUUUAUCAUCGACCAUGCCGGUUCGCUCACUUCGCAGUUCUCUUAUGUUGUCGGCAAGAGCGCUCUCGCUUCACCCACCGGUCAGGCACAGUCGAAAGAUUACCGUUCCAGCGAUUGCAACCCUCUCCCAGCCGAUCCCCUCUCGCCGCAGAACAAGAAGGAGGCUAGUGCAUUGCUUUUGGUCGCUGGUGCAAAUCUUGUUGCGGGACCCAAGCAGAACUGCGAGCCUGAUCUCAAGCCUUAUGCGAGACGAUUCGCGAUUGGUAAGAGAACUUGUUCUGGCAUUGUCACUCGUUUCUAA
Molecule: messenger RNA, 1032 nt
Organism: Ustilago hordei
Lineage: Eukaryota; Fungi; Basidiomycota; Ustilaginomycetes; Ustilaginales; Ustilaginaceae
Product: putative Lipase B precursor
Exons: 1
Coding region: 1-1032 (343 amino acids)
Source: RefSeq, a predicted model, not a curated record